Molecule: messenger RNA, 1862 nt
Organism: Octodon degus (degu)
Lineage: Eukaryota; Metazoa; Chordata; Mammalia; Rodentia; Octodontidae
Gene: Tmem72
Product: transmembrane protein 72
Exons: 5
Coding region: 158-985 (275 amino acids)
Source: RefSeq, a predicted model, not a curated record
CUGGCCUGCAGUGGCCAGGACUGGCUGGGGUAGGCAGGGCUCCACUCAGGGACCUGUGGAAGCUGUAGCUCCUGUCUGCCGGCACACACAGUCAUCGCAAGCAUCCCUGGGUCAGAGCCUUUGCUGCCUGCCCACUGGACUUGUCUGCUUCCCCACCAUGAAGCUGUGGGUAUUCUGGACUGGGUUGGAAUAUACCUGCCGGAUCCUGGGCAUCGCCACUGCAGCAGUGUUGAUCAGCGUGGGCACUGAGACCCUCCUUCGGGGACAGUUCAAAAGCCUGGCCUUCUAUCUGCUGUUCACAGGCACUGCUGUCGCUGUGUUUGAAGGGGCCUACUUCGUGGCACAGCUGCUGGCCAUCUGCUUUAAGUGCCAGCCAGGGUCACUGGCCCAUGCAGCGAGGGAGAAGGCCCACUGGCUGGGCUGUUUCCAGAAGUUCGUAGCCUAUGUGCUGCUGUCGGUGGCCUGCUUCCUCCACCCAGUGCUGGUGUGGCAUGUGACCAUUCCAGGCUCAAUGCUCAUUGUCACGGGUCUCGCCUACUUCCUGCUAAGCAAGCGCAAGAAGGCCAAGACUGGAGCUGCAGGGCUGGGCACCCCUGAGCAGUACAAAGACCCCUCAGGCAGCACUGUGAGCACCAUGGACUCUGGGGACACAGAGCAGACCUACACCUUCCAAGGGGCCCUCACAGGGACGUCCAGCUCCCUAUUCAUCCGCAUGAAGAGCUUCCUAUGGGGAACGAGGGGAAUGGGCAGUGUGCCCCACCCCAAUACCAUGACUGAGCUCCCACUACAGCCUGAAGAAGGCGUGGCCAAGAAAAAGCAGGUGCACUUCCAGGACAGCGUGGUCAGGAUCAUCCCAUCCCUCGCUGAGACACCAGAUGAUGGGGACAGCGAGCCAGAGGAGACCACCUCCGACACAGCACCCAUCAUCCCAGCUUCCCAGGCCCCACGACUGCUGUCUUCGCUCGAGGUUCUGAAUCUGUACUGAGUGGCUUGGUAAGGGAAAUGCAGCCCAUGGCCAAUGCUGCCUGCCAUGCAGGGAAGCAUGGGGCCCUCACGGUCAGGUUCUCCUGAGUGACCAGGCUCCUCAAAGUGGCCAGUCCUCUGGGCCAUCAGGGUUAUGUGGAGUGAUAACCUGGAAGGCACCAGAGAACCCAGAGUCCUCCCUCCUGACCACGGAUGGGAAAACUCUUGCUGUUCUGAGAUGGUGGCUCCCAGUCCACACUGGAUGCAAGGUUACUGACUCUGCCUCCUGUAGACAAAGGACAUUGACCUGGCAAAGGCCACUAGGCUGCCUGGCUCCUGGUCCAAAGCUUCUCAACUCUGAGAGCCUAGGGACAGUGGCGGCCAGAGCCGGCACAGGGUCAAAGGUAGAUGUAGAAAGUGGCCAUGGGUCCCAACCAAGAUUGCUGCAGUGGAAACCAAGGCUACAGACUUCAACACUAGAGCAGCUGCUAAAAGCUGAAUUCUGGAUCACAGAGCCACCAGGGAAAAACACAGCUCUGUGUCCACUGCCAGGAGAGCUCAUUCCUGAAGCACUGCUGAAGGCUUCCUAGCCCUAGGUCCCCCCAAAGUCCACACAGAUAGGAGCCCAGGUACAGCCUGUGGGGCUAGCUGUGUCCCUACAGGACCACCAGCUGAGGCAGUCACAGCAUGAGAAGUGACCUUGUCACAUUAGCGCCUAUCUGGGGACAGGUGGUGAACACAGGGCUGCUCACAGUCAGGGGAAAGAAGGCAGAGAGGGAGGAGGAGGGUCGGAGGUGGUGGGCAGGCUGGGUCUGCACUGUAGGCUGCAGAAGGGAAGUGAGCCAGCAGGAAGAAAGGAGUCAGAAGCAGACAUUUCUUGGUAAAGGACUUGCAGUGUG